UCAAUGGCAUCAGCCAGCAACUACUCCACUGCUCCAGUCUCUGAAUUCCUCCUCAUCUGCUUCCCUAACUACCAGAGUUGGCAGCACUGGCUGUCCCUGCCCCUCAGCCUCCUCUUCCUCCUGGCCAUGGGGGCCAACACCACCCUUCUGAUCACUAUCCGGCUGGAGGCAUCUCUGCGUGAGCCCGUGUACUACCUGCUCAGCCUCCUUUCUCUGCUGGACAUCGUGCUCUGCCUCACUGUCAUCCCCAAGGUCCUGGCCAUCUUCUGGUUUGACCUCAGGUCCAUCAGCUUCUCUGCCUGCUUCCUCCAGAUGUUCAUCAUGAACAGUUUCCUCCCCAUGGAGUCCUGCACAUUCAUGGUCAUGGCCUAUGACCGCUAUGUGGCCAUCUGUCACCCACUACAAUACCCAACCAUCAUCACUAACCGAUUUGUGGCCAAAGCUAGUGUCUUCGUCCUCACACGAAAUGCCCUUCUCACUGCACCCAUUCCUAUUCUCACUGCCCAGCUCCGUUAUUGUGGGAAAAACAUCAUUGAGAACUGCAUCUGUGCCAACUUUUCUGUGUCCAGGCUCUCUUGUGACAAUUUCACACUUAACAGAAUCUACCAGUUUGUGGCUGGUUGGACCCUACUGGGCUCGGAUUUCAUCCUCAUCUUCCUCUCCUACACCUUCAUUCUAAGAGCUGUGCUUAGAUUCAAGGCAGAGCGGGCUGCAGUCAAAGCCCUGAGCACGUGUGGCUCCCACUUCAUCCUCAUCGUCUUCUUCAGCACCAUCCUGCUUGUUGUGGUGUUGACAAAUGUGUCCAGAAAGAGGGUAUCCAUGGAUAUCCUGAUCCUGCUCAAUGUCCUUCAUCACCUCAUACCCCCUGCCUUGAACCCUAUUGUAUAUGGGGUUCGGACUAAAGAGAUAAAACAAGGAAUUCAGAAAUUGCUGCAGCGAGGGAUGUGA
Molecule: messenger RNA, 948 nt
Organism: Diceros bicornis minor
Lineage: Eukaryota; Metazoa; Chordata; Mammalia; Perissodactyla; Rhinocerotidae
Product: olfactory receptor 56A1
Exons: 1
Coding region: 4-948 (314 amino acids)
Biological process (GO): G protein-coupled receptor signaling pathway
Cellular component (GO): membrane
Molecular function (GO): G protein-coupled receptor activity; olfactory receptor activity
Source: RefSeq, a predicted model, not a curated record